Messenger RNA from Dufourea novaeangliae, 1245 nucleotides. RefSeq lists its product as uncharacterized. The record is from RefSeq and is a predicted model, not a curated record. Gene Ontology annotation, molecular function: RNA-DNA hybrid ribonuclease activity; nucleic acid binding. Gene Ontology annotation, biological process: DNA replication, removal of RNA primer. The transcript has a single exon. Bases 1 to 1245 code for a protein of 414 amino acids. Lineage: Eukaryota; Metazoa; Arthropoda; Insecta; Hymenoptera; Halictidae.
AUGACGACGGUAAGGAACAAACUGAACAGUCUCCAGGGGCUGGCACAUAGGAGAACUUUGGGCUCGCUCAGUACCACUCCGUUGGUAGCGAUGGAGGUACUAACAAAUACGACCCCAUUAGACACAACUAUUAUAGACAUAGCAAUCAGGACGGCACACAGACUCAAAUGUUGGAACAGUUGGACGGAGAACAAUUACGGUCAUGCAUCAAUUAUAAUGAACGAGGCAAAUGCGGAAAUGAAUGACUGGAUGAAAAUGGAUCAGGAUAGAAGUGCCCCUAGUAUGGUGCCGCAGCGAUCUUUUCAGGUUAAAAUACCCACCAGAGAACAAUGGAGACAGGACGAGGUACUAUCAAGAAACCAGAUUGAGUGGUAUACAGACGGUUCAAACAGAAACGGAUUAGCAGGAGCAGGGUGGACAAAUGGGACCACGGAAAGGCAUUACGCAAGCCUGGGCAGGAACGUGACGGUCUUCCAAGCGGAAGCCUAUGCGAUAACGAGAUGCGCAAGACUUCUCAUGGAUAAAGGUACGUGUAGUAAAGAUAUACGUAUUUUUACAGACAGCCAGGCGGUGUUGCUGAGUGUUCAAAAACUUAUGCAUACAUCGGUAACGGCAAGAAGGUGCAAGGAGCAUCUCAACGAACUGGCAUCCAGAGGUAACAAGGUUACACUGUGCUGGGUGCCAGGUCACAAAGGUAUCGCAGGAAAUGAGCUAGCGGACAAAUUGGCUAACAUGGGUUCGGGAAGAGCCCCGCCGGAAGGAGUACCCAGGCAGGUACCGCUACCAGAAGCGGCGUUUGCCCUGGGUAGGAGAAGAUGGAGUAUGGAGCAAAGAAAGAGGAGAUGGGAUUCCACUGUAGGUUGUAGAGUGGCCAAGAAAAUGAUAGGACCGGAUCCUAUAUACAAAAAUUGGAGGGACCUAAUGGACCUCCCACGCGAGGACACACGGAGAGUCGCGGGACUUUUGACGGGACACGCGAUUUUAAAUCAUCAUCUCACACGGAUGGGGGAAUUGCAGGAUGAACACUGCGAAUUCUGCGACGAAUAUAUAGCCGAAUCGGCUGAACAUAUCCUGACGAGUUGCCAAGGAUUAAUGGAACCUCGCUUCAAGAGGUUCAGGAAAGCAAUUCUGGAUGAAGAGGAUGUGCAACAACUAACAAUAAAAGGAAUCCAGAAAUUUGCGCAGGAUGUGGAUAGAACUAGGCCAAGGAAUGAGGACGAGGAAGAAGAGGAGGAAGUCUGGUAA